Molecule: messenger RNA, 4306 nt
Organism: Eriocheir sinensis (Chinese mitten crab)
Lineage: Eukaryota; Metazoa; Arthropoda; Malacostraca; Decapoda; Varunidae
Exons: 2
Coding region: 2562-3353 (263 amino acids)
Biological process (GO): carbohydrate biosynthetic process
Cellular component (GO): membrane
Molecular function (GO): sulfotransferase activity
Source: RefSeq, a predicted model, not a curated record
GUCUUCUUUUGUAAAAACUCUUUGGAAGCUGUUAUUUAUCACCUCUGCCACCUCUGCUGGGUCCUCAUAUGUAGUUUCAUCCAUUUUCAGUUUAUUGAUUGUUUCUCUAUUCUUUAAUUUGCCGUUCACAUGUCUAUAGAAUAGUUUGGGUUGGUCUUUGUAUUUGUCAAUUAUAUCUUUUUUUCAUAUAUCCUUUUUUCUUCUCUUCUAAUUUUUGUAUAUUCAUUCCUUGCUUGUUUGAAAUUGUUCCACGCGUUGAUUCUUCUUCGUCUCCUCCAUCCCUUCCAAGCUUCCUCCUUUCUCUUUCUAACUGCCUCGCAUCUCUUGUUAAACCACUCCUUUUCAUCAACAUCCCUUUUGGUUACCUUAGGGACAUAUCUGUUUUCGGCUUCCUUGUAUAGCUUUAAAAACUCCUCCCACUUAUCCUGUGUACUCUCGGCCUUGUACAGCCCACUCAAAUUAGCAUUUUCAAAAAAAAUUCUCAUGCUAACAAAGUCUGCCUUACAGUAAUUGCUUCUCCCAAUUUUGUGAUCCUCUUUUCAGUCAAUCGUUCUCUUUUUUAUACUUCAAAUUCCACAACCGCAUGGUCACUCUUCGCUAUUGGACAAUCUAUUUUAAGAUUUUCUAUUAUUUCCGACUCCUUAAUAAAUACCAGGUCUAGUCUUGAUGCCUCGCCUUCAUUCCCGAAUCUGAUAUGUUCCUUAAUCCACUGAGUCAGCACAUGUGUGUGCGUGUGUGUGUGUGUGUGUGUGUGUGUAAUUCACCUCUUGCUGUGCUGCGGGUCUUUCUCGAGACAGCCAGCCGUUCCCCUACGGAAGGAGCUCGGAGCUCAGUGACCGAUCUUUGGGGAGGACUGAGACCACUCACACACAACACACCGCGACAACGAGGUCACAACUCCUCACCUUACGUCGCGUACCUACUCACUGCUAGGUGAACAGGAGCUACACGUAAAAGAAGAUAAACCCAACUUAUCUUCACCCUGUCGGGGAAUCGAACCCCGGUCCUUCUGGUUGUGAGGAAGACGCUCUAACCACUGAGCUACCGUGUGUGUGUGUGUGUGUGUGUGUGUGUGUGUGUGUGUGUAUUUCUCUGUAGCCUACGUCUCUGUAUUAUUCUCUAUCCUUACAGCUCUCUGUGCAUCUAUCUCUUUGUCUGUGUACGCCUCACUGUAUUUCCGUAAGUCUUUAUCUGCGUCAUAUUCUUAAACAUUUAAUCGCCCAGACACACAUUUGACAAGGCUUUCGUAGGAGUUUCGGGCAUUUCCCGGGGUACUUUCAUGACACUGCCAUGGUGGUAGUCCGACCCUUCUUUUGUACCAUGAACCUAGAAAGAUAUUCCUAAGAGCCCGAUUGAUCUCCUUUUCAGCCUUUCGGAAUAGUUGAUGUGAGAGGCGGAAGCGUCUGAGAACACCGGCCUAGGAGCUCCCGUGGCCAUGAGGGGCAGAGGGCUGUUCCUUAGCGGCAUCGUUGCAGCUGUGCUUCUGCUGAUACUCGCACUCCUACACGGCGGGACUCUGCCAAGCGCGUGGCGGCCCGGGAGCAGCCGGACGAGGUCGCCGGUGCCGCCUCAGGCUCGGCGGGGCCGAGUCGAGGUCGCGCCGCUACGUCCUGGCAUGGCCCUAGUUGCCGCAGGGAGGUCCACUAAGGCCGGUGCCGCGCCACACGGUAAUUGUUCCGCCAGCGCCGCAGGGUGGCACACGGCUCAGACUCACCGCGGGCUGGAGGAAGAGUUUGAGCGUCGGCGCCGCGCCUUGUUGCGUGCGUGUGCCCUGCACGACGCACGGGCCGCCUACCCGGACAUGGCCUGGCGGCAGAAUUACAGACACAUGUUGGCGGGGACGUUGACGCUCUUCAAGGUGCCCAAGGUAGGUCGCUUGUGUCUUGUAAGAAUGCAUUCAAGGAACUAAGUCUCUUCACUUUGGGAGUAUAUAUUCCUGAUACAAAACUAGAUUUUUUUUUGUGAUUUAGCAUUUUUCUAUUUAUCGUCUGUGUCAAAGGUUUGAGGCCUAAAACAUGGUUCCUGCAGGCCGGGUCCUCGGCAGUGAAGGGCUUCGUGUCUCGGAUGGCGCAGCAGACUUGGGCGACGCCGCGGCCGCUGAGCGCAGUGGUGGUGCGGCACCCGCUGGCCAGGCUGGCCUCCGCUUACUGGUUACCUUGACAGCCCUUCUGUUCCCUCAGGGCAUGACCAACGCUUGUGACAUACAAGGCUGCGGGCGACACCCACUUGCGUGUUCAGAAAGCCUGGCAUCUUGAUGGUGGUUUAGAUCUUAACUCAAAAUGGAUGCGUCCAGGAUGCAAUGAGCCACUUCAUGCCUCCAAGGAAUGACACACCUGAAAACUUUGUAUUUUCUAAAUUCAUUAAAAUCUGGUCGAGCUAAGGACCUAAGGAGAAUGUGACCUAUGAAAUUAUUUAAUUACAGAUUAUCUCUUAGUUUUGAAGUAAUCUCAGUCUAGCGGAGGCACCCGCUCUUUUUCCAAUUUUGACACAACACGUAAGGCUUCGUGUCUGAUUCUCAUUAACGACGAAAAGUGGGGAAAAGAUACUGACGGGAAUGGUGAAUGUUUUCCUCGUGUCUUGAUAAUUUCCGAUCUCAAGCCUUGCACGUGUCCUUCCUUCCCUGCAGAGACAAGUACCUGGGCGGCGCGCCGCUCUUCCAGUACGACACUGCGUGGCGCAAGGCGACGCAAGGCAUCGAGACGUGGGACUGGCGGUUCGCCAAGUACUGGCUGCCGGCGCUCGUGUCCACCGGGGCUCUGAAGCCAACUCGUGAGUUUAAUGAAACAUUGGACAGGAUUAGAAGAGCGUACAAGAUUUACGUGAACCAUUACGCCAGUCAGACAGGAGCUCUCUUGGCCAAGCCAUCACGAACGGAAAAACUAUUUUAUGGUGUGACAGAAAUGAACACCGUCCACCAGAUGUUGUCGUCUGGCACUUCUGAGGCCUUCGUCACGACGUUCGGGAGGGGCUAUGACCUGCGGGACCUGGUGAUGCGGUUCCGGAACACGUUCUUCACCUUCAACCAGUUCCUGUGGCACGUGGUCUGGACGCACGAUGCGGGCGUGGCAGACGAGCACUGGAUGACCUACACCGAGGCGUGCGAUCCGUGCCGGGUGAAGUUCGACUACAUCCUGAAGCUGGAGACGAUCCAGGAGGAGAUCCAGUACCUGUUCUGCGGGGUGCUAGGCUUCCAGGGCGAGGCCACUUUCCCGGUGAGGCAUCGCAGCCACGGCCACGCCCUCGCCCGCUCAGACCGGGAGUACUACGCCAACUUGAGCACGGAGCUGAUGCGCCGACUGCUGGGCAUCUACAGGCACGACUUCGCCAUCUUUGACUACAGCCAAGGCCAGUAGUGCGUGAGGCUGAAAGCGAAUGGACUGGGACUCGCUUUGUCAAAUGUUUGGGGCUCUUGUUGGGAACGUUUGGGAGGCCACAGAGGAGACACGGUUGUCACGAGUGUUCUUCCCGUUCACGGCGCAGAAGCCUUCCCAAAUAACCACCAGGCUCAAGAAAUCACCCAUGGAAACCCUGACAACUUGUGGGAGGGUCUUUUGAAGUAGGUGUACCAAGGCUUCGAAGAGUUUGAGAAAAUGGGACUGGGGCUCUCACAAGUUACUGGCAGGGAGGGAGGGAAAGCGGCACCUAGGGGGGGGAGGGUUGGCAGACUUGGCGUGAUACGAAGUGAAUGUAACACAAGGACACACAGCUAUAUAAGGAGACCCCAAGAGGCCCAGAAAGACAGACGGCCUACACAUGGCAGCUCCUGAAGAUGGGCUGUUCAUAACGUCCCAUCCAUAAAUACGUACCUGCAACCUUCAUUUAAAGCUUUCAAUUGUGUUUACCUCAACUACACGCCUGGUCAGUUUGUUCCACUCACCCACCAGCCUGUUCGUGAGCCGGUUCUUGCCUAUUUCCUUCCUGAACCUGAAUUUGUCUCACUCAUACCCGUUGCUGCGUGUCCAAUCAUCUGUUUUUAAUGUACGUACUUCAUCUACAUCGCUUUUGUUAAUCCCUUUCAACCAUUUCAAACCUCACCUAACUCACAAUACAAUACAAUACAAUACAAUACGUGUGUGUGUGUGUGUGUGUGUGUGUGUUUUAUAACGACUCUUCAAGGCGUACGCUCGAGGGUUGUUUCGGGGUGCUUGUCCCACUUCACAACCACCAUCUCCAUCCUAAUAACGAGCCCCAACCAUCAGCACUAAUACACCAACACUUCAAGACCUCAACACCUCAAUUCCAGCUGCUGUGUCGACAAUGACGCUUCAACACCUCAACACCUUGACUGAAACAAGCCGGGCUUCAU